AUGCCUCCUCCUCUAAUAGAUUAUGUCGCCCAAUCUCUUCCACAGCACUGUGAGCCUACGUCGCCCUUCCUCGCUACGAUCUCGUCCUAUCUCCACAUAUGCCUCCCCACCCCACUUGCCCUGCUUUCGUCGACCCUCGGCACGCUGAGCAUUGUAUCAUGGCUGUUCGCCCAGCUUCCUCAGAUCUAUAAGAACUUCCAACUGCAGUCGACUUCCGGGCUAUCUAUAUUUUUCUUGAUUAUAUGGUGUUUCGGUGAUAUGGGCAACCUGCUCGGUGCUCUUCUUACCCGGCAAGCCACCUGGCAGGUGAUCGUUGCGGGCUACUAUGUGUCAGUUGAUAUAGCUCUUGUAUUCCAGUUCUUCUGGUAUACUCACUACAAGGGGCGCCAAGGCGACGACUAUUCUACUAUUUCUGGUCACGAUGACGGCGCUGCCCCUCCGAAUGUCAUCGAGGCCUACUCGUUUUCCGAGGACGAUUACACCGUGAACGGUCUGUCACCGCAAGUUGGCGCUAGUUCAGAUUCGAAGGAUACCAGCGAUAUCAAAGAUCAAUCUGUCGGCACCAUUAACAAUGCGUCAUCGUCUUAUUCAAAAGAGACCCUGAGUUCUUCCCGGCGAGCUAUUGUUCGAUCCGGCGGCGGCCUGAGCGUUCAAAACUCCGCCGCACGAACUGUGUUGCUAGCGUCGAUGCUUUGCGCUGUGGCCGCCAACGCAGCCCCGACCGACGUUGAUCCACUUCCGCCUUCUUCGGGGUUGACCCUUGAAUUCCUUGGCAGCAUCUUUUCUUGGAUGUCCACGGUUCUAUAUCUCGGCUCGCGACCUCCACAGCUGUACAAGAACUACUGUCGCAAGAGCACCUCCGGCCUGUCUCCCUUGCUAUUUAUGGCUGCAUUUGGCGGGAACUUCUUUUACUCGUCGUCUCUCUUAACGAAUCCAAACGCUUGGUAUGACUUGCCUCCAUACGGCGGUGGCGGAUGGGCAGACGCCGACGGCAACGAUCGAGUAGAGUGGGUGGGCCGCGCCAUCCCCUUCUUCCUCGGCGCCUUUGGUGUUCUCUUCUUGGACGGUUUCAUGGGUGUACAAUUCCUCAUGUACGGCUCUGAUGAUGAAUCCGUGAUCGAUGUUGAAGACCACAAGCGCGGACGAAGCCGCUGGAAGCGAGUCCACGGGUGGAUGAGAGGCUGGAUCCCCUCUCCCGUGCGCAAACAAACCCCAGAGUCCAGCGCUGAGGGCCAGGCUCUUCUUAACGAAGACCGACAGCACUACGGUGCGGUGUGA
Aspergillus puulaauensis is the source of this 1278-nucleotide messenger RNA. RefSeq names its product PQ-loop repeat-containing protein. NCBI's taxonomy places the organism in Eukaryota, Fungi, Ascomycota, Eurotiomycetes, Eurotiales, Aspergillaceae. The record is from RefSeq and is a predicted model, not a curated record. Bases 1 to 1278 code for a protein of 425 amino acids. The transcript has a single exon.